Messenger RNA from Nicotiana tabacum (common tobacco), 1039 nucleotides. RefSeq lists its product as uncharacterized. Gene Ontology annotation, cellular component: cytosol. Gene Ontology annotation, biological process: proteolysis. The record is from RefSeq and is a predicted model, not a curated record. Gene Ontology annotation, molecular function: pyroglutamyl-peptidase activity. NCBI's taxonomy places the organism in Eukaryota, Viridiplantae, Streptophyta, Magnoliopsida, Solanales, Solanaceae.
AAGGAGGAAUCUCAAUCAAGUUUUUAGUCUACCAUUAUAAUCACCUUUUGAUCAGAUAAGACUACUUUGCUUCAGUCGUUUAUUCUUUUGGCUCUCUUUCAGCUUUCAGUGAAAUCUUUUAGGUUUUUGGUCCAUUGCUUCUGUUUGUAGAAAGUGAAUCUCUUUUUGAUGCUCUGAAAAUAUUCAGUUUCAUCUGAAUAGGGGGUAGAUGGGGUCGGAAGGGCCUUCACCUGUGAUCGUUCACGUGACUGGUUUCAAGAAAUUUCAUGGAGUUGCUGAAAAUCCCACAGAAACCAUUGUAAGUAACCUUAAAGAUUAUAUGAAGAAAAGGGGUAUGCCCAAAGGGCUGAUCCUUGGGAGUUGCAGCAUCCUUGAUACUGCGGGCCAAGGAGCGCUGGUUCCUUUGUACCAGACGUUGCAAGCUGCUUUAGGUGGUGGUGACUCUGAGUCAUCUAAUUCCAAAAGAGUUAUUUGGGUCCACUUUGGAGUAAAUAGUGGUGCCACAAUGUUUGCCAUAGAGAAUCAGGCUGUCAAUGAAGCUACUUUCCGCUGUCCAGAUGAGAUGGGAUGGAAGCCUCAGAAAGUCCCUAUUGUUCAUGCAGAUGGUGCAAUUUCGCGAAAACGAGAGACUGCUCUUCCCGUGGAGGAAAUCACCAAGGUAUUGGCAAAGAUGGGAUAUGAGGUAAUGACCUCUGAUGAUGCAGGCCGGUUUGUAUGCAAUUAUGUAUACUACCAUUCCUUGCGUUUUGCAGAGCAGAAUGGAAUCAGAUCACUAUUCGUACACGUGCCCCUGUUCCUAACCAUAGACGAGGAGACACAAAUGCAAUUUGCUGCUUCUUUGCUGGAGGUACUUGCCUCUUUAUACUAAUCUACUGCGUAUGUGCCCAGAAGUGUAUUUGCCUUGUUAUUUAUGCUGUGUAUGCAGAAGAAGGUUUAUUUGGAUAUAAAUGUAAUGCUUUAAUAAACAGUAAACUUUUUUAGUGAAUGGCAAAUGCAUAUGGUAUUUAUACUAUCUUCCUGGACAUUCUUUGGGUGGUUA